AUAAACACAAUAAAAAAAAAUCAAUUCUCUUCCAACGAAUACCCGCCUAUUGUUACCUGAUUAUUGGUGAAGGUGCCAUGAUCAUUUUUCUGGGAUUUUCUUGUACCAUUCAAGUUUAUGAAUUUGAAUAUUAUCAGUAAAACAAUGCAUGCAUUAGUGUACAAGUAUAUUGUAUAGCCACAGAAAGAGGAGAGACUGAUACAGAGCCUGUAGUGUGACGGAGAUUGUUUAUGAUCUUGUGUACAAAAAAAUACAGCAAAAUACAAGGAUUGAACUACUUGACACUUGUGACAUCCUGAAGGAAGACAUGUCCUAGCUUUGAUAACGGCAAUGAUUAAGGUGAAUGUGUGUGUUCCUCUGAUUGGAAUUCUGUGUUUCAUCACCAUUGAAACAAUUGAAGCUGCUAAAUGUUUACAAGAUGCACAACGUCUAUGUCAAGAGGAAUCAGCAGGGCUGAUAGAUGCCGGACGCAAACAGAGAGGAGUAUGUAGUGCUUAUGCAGACUAUGAAGAUUGUAUAAGAACCUCCAUUGGAAAGUUGAGAUGUCGUCUGUUACCGUCCGAAGCAGAGCUUCAUGAAACAGACAUCACCAACGUCUACACCAAAUAUCCAUACCAGUGUACCAAGACACAGAAUGGUUGGAUUGCAGCAUUGACCGCACGAUCCUCUGCCCCUGGACUUCUAUCCAACCCCCUUCCCUGGUUUCUCCUUGCUAUCAGUUCCUGGCUAUGACCAAGAAUCAAUCCAGCUCCAACUUACUCCAUAUCGGUCAAACAAGUGUUUAAUUUUACUUAUUAAAAAGUUUGAAUGAUGAAAU
This is a messenger RNA of Magallana angulata, 817 nucleotides long. RefSeq lists its product as uncharacterized. The transcript has 4 exons. NCBI's taxonomy places the organism in Eukaryota, Metazoa, Mollusca, Bivalvia, Ostreida, Ostreidae. Bases 331 to 732 code for a protein of 133 amino acids. The record is from RefSeq and is a predicted model, not a curated record.